GGUGUUCUGAGAGCUUGCACAGGACUUGUCCCCAUCCAGCCCAGCCCCCGGGGACCCCUGCGUUCAGAGCCUGGGCUGGGGGCGAGCGCAGGGGCCGCAGAGGAGCUGUACCCCAAGCUCAAGAGCCGCCUGUUUCUCUGUCCUCAGUGUUUUCAGGACCCACCCCCGGGACGUCGACUUAGGAAGAAAGCUCACUCUCGCCCUGUUUCACAGAGGAGGAAGGGAGGCACGGCUGGCCCACAGUCCAUCGCCUGCCAGGGGCCAAGAGCAGCUCUGACCACCCAAGGACGCUCCCACCCAACUCAAGUGCUGCCAACCGACCUCUGACUCCUGACCUCUGGGCGCACCUGCCCCACCCUGCUCUUUGUGAGGGGCUGGGGAACCCCUAGAAGCUUCACCACUGUAGACGCUGUGAGUGUUGACGCCUAGCUCACCCCUGGGGUGAGCCCCCAGCCCGGCCACCAUGGCGCAGCGGCUCCAGGAUGAGCUGGCUGCCUUCUUCUUCGAGUAUGACACCCCCCGGAUGGUACUCGUGCGCAACAAGAAGGUGGGCAUCGUCUUCCGCCUGAUCCAGCUCGUGGUCCUGGUCUAUGUCGUUGGGUGGGUGUUUGUCUACGAGAAGGGCUACCAGACCUCAAGCGGCCUCAUCAGCAGUGUGUCUGUUAAACUCAAAGGUCUGGCUGUGACACAGCUCCCAAGCCUGGGCCCCCAGGUCUGGGAUGUGGCCGACUACGUCUUCCCAGCACAGGGGGACAGCUCCUUCGUGGUCAUGACCAAUUUUAUCGCCACCCCCCGGCAGGCUCAAGGUCACUGUGCAGAGAACCCAGAAGGGGGCACAUGCAUGAAUAAUAGCGGCUGCACCCCGGGAAAGGCAGAAAGGAAGGCUCAAGGCAUCCGCACGGGCAAGUGUGUGGCCUUCAACGACACCAUGCAGACCUGUGAGAUCUUCGGCUGGUGCCCUGUGGAGGUGGACGACAACAUCCCAUGCCCUGCCCUUCUCCAAGAGGCCGAGAACUUCACUCUCUUCAUCAAGAACAGCAUCAGCUUUCCACGCUUCAAGGUCACCAGGCGCAACCUGGUGGAGGAGGUGGACGCCCGCUACAUGAAGACCUGCCUCUAUCACAAGACCUUGCACCCUCUGUGUCCCGUCUUCAAGCUCGGCUAUGUGGUUCAGGAGUCAGGCCAGAAUUUCAGCACCUUGGCCGAGAAGGGUGGGGUGGUGGGCAUCACCAUCGACUGGCACUGUGACCUGGACUGGCACGUGCGGCACUGCAAACCCGUCUACGAGUUCCAUGGGCUGUACGAGGAGAAAAAGCUGUCUCAAGGCUUCAACUUCAGGUUUGCCAGGCACUUCGUGGAGAAUGGGACCAACUACCGGCACCUCUUCAAGGUGUUUGGGAUUCGCUUUGACAUCCUGGUGGACGGCAAGGCUGGGAAGUUUGACAUCAUUCCCACAAUGACCACCAUUGGCUCUGGGAUCGGCAUCUUCGGGGUGGCCACGGUUCUCUGUGACCUCCUUCUGCUUCACAUCCUGCCCAAGAGGCACUACUACAAGCAGAAGAAGUUCAAGUACGCGGAGGACAUGGGGCCAGGGCCGGGAGAGCGUGACCCCGCGGCCACCGGCUCCACCCUGGUUCUGCAGGAGAACAUGAAGACAUCCUGACCUCCGUCCUCGGCUCCUACUGGACGCAGCAGGAGGGGAGCCCUGCUCCCUGGGGAGCUGGUGGGGUCCCAGCCAGGGCAGAGGGGUCCCCCUGCCAGGGCGGAAGGGUCUCCCCAGGAGCUCUCCCACCCUCUCAGCCAGGCAGACACCAAGUUGCUGGAAGCUCACAAUUCUGGGCUCCAGCUCCAACUCUGCAACCCUCCCAAGGGAGCCUUCCCCAGCCUCAGCCACUCCUGGCCCCAAGCUUUGUGCCUGUCCCUCUGGGCCUUCAUCCAUCCGCCCUGCUCCCUUGGGUCUCCAGACCUCUGCUCUCCCCAGUGGCAGCCACUAGCUGCGGGUGAUUAUUUAAAUUUAAAUUAAUUAAGAUUGAAUAAAAUUAAAACUUCAGUUCCUCCAACUAGCCACAUUACAACUGGUAAAUACACAUGUGGCUAGAAGUUGCCCUACUGAACCACAAGAAAUGUUUGCAGCAUCGCAGAGAGUUCUGUUGGAUGGCUAACCUUAAACCCUGUUUCCUACUGGCCCUAGAUCUCCCUGGGAUGCUUGUCAACAGUGCUGGCACUUGGGAAUUCCCUGGUGGUCCCGUGGUUAGGAUUUUCACCUCCAAUGGCCAGGGCAUGAUCCCCUGGUUAGGGAGCUAGGAUCCCACAAGCCAUGAGGCCAAAAACAAACAAAGAAAUCCAAAAACAGUGCCGGCACCUGGGCACACCCCAGAUCUCCUGAACCAGAAUUGCCCGGGCUGGUCACAUGGUCUCCGAGGAUAGCAUAACCCUUCAGGACCUAAGUUUUAGAACUGCUCCUGAUGGGGUAUCAGACUUCAUUGCAGCCAGCAUCACCUGGCAGGUGAUCACCUGACAGGCCUUUAGCAGGUGUGUAGUGUGCUCACAAGCCACACAGUGUCUCAUGCACACACACACACAUGCACUUACCCACAUGCACACCCUCCUCCCAUCCACACUGUGUGUUUGAACAGCUUGGGCCCUGCAAACACAACCAUCUGAACACACCUACACCCCCAGGCACAGACUCAUGGUCCACGCCUCGUCGCCUCCAGGGGGAUGUGUUAUCCUGAAGUGUGUGAGGCCAGGAAGGCCCUUCUUAGUGAUGGAUCCUUACUCAGCUACCUCUGGUCAGGGUGGGAGCCUCAGCCAAAUCCUGGGCUCUCUGCCUGUGACCCAGCCGCGGCUCCCGAGGCCUGCCCAGCUCUGUUAACACAAGGUCUGAGAAAUCAAGGGGUGGAGGAUAAUAAAAGGAAUGGUAAAUGAGUUCAAACCUCUGCCUUCUGCCUUUUCUUUCCUGCCUUCUCUAAAACUCAGCGUUCCCAGCUGUGAAACUCAGGGCCGAGCUGAGUGAUCAUUGAGGUCCUUCUGGAUCUCUCCGUGGAGGUGGUGAGCUGACCCUUAAGUCCUGAGCCCCACAGAGGCAGUGCUGGGGAUCGGUUCACCUUUAUCCAUGGGCCACUGUCCUGGCACAGCCCCAAACAUUGGCGCUCUUCCCAAUCUUCCACACACCCCUCUCCCGGUUUAUAAAGGCCUAGCACUGGGACAAGCAGAGACCCCAGGCGUGGCCUCAUGAAAGCUGGGCUGAAGAAGGGGCUGGCUGUCCUAGCAGAGAGUUGUGCUGGAGUCCCAAAGAGGAGAGGUAGGUCUUGAAUGCAGACAGUAUGGAAGGGGUCUCCAGGCACCUGGGCGGAGGGCAUGACGUGAGGUCAUGCACAGAGGGCAUGACCCUCCGGCCACAUGGGGUCUCUGGGCACCCCCAUCACCAUGCUCUGUCUAGACCAGCAUUGUCCAACACUAGUGACAGAACGUUUUCUAUCUGUGCUGCCCAAUGUAGUAUUCACAUGUGGCCAUUAAGUAUUUAAAAUGUGGCUCACGCAACCAAGGAACUGGAUUUUUAAUUUUAUUUGUGUUAAUUUAAAUCGCCAUAUGUGGCUACUGGCUACCAUAUUGGACAGUAUAGGCUAGUCCCACCCCUUGCCCUCAGGCCCUUGGCCUUCUGCCCUCUUCCCUAGCCAAGAGCCCUGUCUCAGAUUUUACAAAACAGGAACUUUCCCUCUUCUUCCCUCCCUUCCUUCUCUGAAUCUACCCGGUUUUGCACCUCCUGUCUCCUUCCCUCCUGAGCGAGCAGAGGAUUCCUUCUUGAUUUCCAAACCUCACCCAGCCUGGAGACCUUCCACUGAAGGCUGUCUCUCCUCUCUCUCCCACUCCUGCGUCUGCUCCCCUCUUCCACCUCCUUCUUGCCCGUGUUUCCCUGCUACUUGGCCCUCCCUUCACUGCCAACACCAUUCCGGAAAGACCAGUCUACACGUAUUCCCUCUGCAUCCCCCCCUCUACGAUUGGCCUCCAGCCCCUACCACCUUUCUAGAUGCCCUUGCCAAGGUUACCAGCAGUGCCCUUGUUGCCACAUCCAAGCGGACACUUCAGCCCAUAUCCUGCUUGGCCUGUCAGUCUCUGACACUGUUGGCCAAGCCCUCCUUUGUUGAAAGAUUUCCUUUCAGCAACUCCUAGGUCCCACCCUCCCCUGAUUUUCCUAGCCAGCCUGGUAUAUAGGGAAAAGAUAGUUUUGAAUUGCAGCUCUGCCACUAUUGUCCUUGGGCAAGUUGUUUAACUCUCCAAGCCUCCUCUCUGAGUCAGGGAUAAUAAUAGCCUCUACUCAGGUUGGGCUAAGAUAAGAUAUGUAAAGUACCUAGCCUGGUACACAGCAGUGCUCUGCCCCUCCAUCUAUCCUCUCUGUCAAUGGUGGAGUCAGCAAGCCAUCCCCAGAUAUGUAGUCUCUACAGUGAUACCGCCUUUGGUUCUUGGUUGGGUAUGAGUCUGCCUAGAAGCUGCAUUUCUCAGACACCUCUUGCAGCUGGCUCUAGUCAUGUGACUAAGUUACAGCUAAUUGGAUGUUUGUAGAAGUGUCAUGUGACACCUUCUGGGACCUUUCAUUAAAAGAAAGC
Molecule: messenger RNA, 4607 nt
Organism: Cervus elaphus (red deer)
Lineage: Eukaryota; Metazoa; Chordata; Mammalia; Artiodactyla; Cervidae
Gene: P2RX1
Product: purinergic receptor P2X 1
Exons: 13
Coding region: 464-1663 (399 amino acids)
Biological process (GO): monoatomic cation transmembrane transport; response to ATP
Cellular component (GO): nuclear inner membrane; plasma membrane
Molecular function (GO): purinergic nucleotide receptor activity; extracellularly ATP-gated monoatomic cation channel activity; ATP binding
Source: RefSeq, a predicted model, not a curated record